AUGAGGUUAAAAGUUGGAUUCAUCCUUCGGAGUUUACUGGUCAUCGGCACGUUUUUGGGGCUGGUUUUGCUUUGGUCUUCCCUGACACCGAAGGCAAACGACGAUAACCCGUUUGCUGGUGUGCUGGCAGGAAGAGAUGCAGGGAAACUCUUGCAGCCCGAGCCUCAAAAUAAUGACAUGGCUGACCAGUUCAAGCCGGUCGUUCCUUGGCCCCACGUCGAAGGAGUCGAGGUCGAUCUGGAUUCUAUCCGCCAGAAAAAUGGUGACAAGCCGAACCCUGCAUUCAAAGCCCAGAACCAGGAGAAUGUCAUCCAGAAGCAAUAUGUCACCUUUAAGCCUCACACCAAUGCGUUUAAUGAACCUGUGUUGAAGAAAGGAGUUCUGGGAAACUUUGAGCCUAAAGAACCUGAGCCUCAGGGGGUCCAGGGCGGACCGGGAGAGGGCAGCAAAGAGUUCGUACUGGGACCAGAGUACAAAGAUUCUGUUCAGGCCAGCAUCAAGGAGUUCGGCUUUAAUAUGGUAGCUAGCGACAUGAUCUCUCUGGAUCGAACCAUUGAUGACUUACGACAUGAAGAGUGUAAAUACUGGCACUAUGAUGAAAACCUCCUCACCUCCAGCGUGGUCAUUGUCUUUCACAAUGAGGGCUGGUCCACACUGAUGAGGACGGUGCACAGUGUCAUCAAAAGAACCCCGAGGAGAUACCUGGCUGAGAUCGUCAUGAUUGAUGACUUCAGUAACAAAGUUCAUCUUAAAGAGAGGCUGGAGGACUACAUAAAACAGUGGAAUGGGUUGGUCAAACUGUUCCGCAAUGAAAAGAGAGAGGGUCUGAUCCAGGCCAGGAGCAUAGGAGCCCAUAAAGCCACUCUGGGACAGGUGCUGAUCUACCUGGAUGCUCAUUGUGAAGUUGGGGUGAACUGGUACGCCCCGCUCGUGGCCCCCAUUUCAAAAGACCGAACGGUGUGCACAGUGCCUCUCAUAGACUCUAUUAACGGCAAGACUUUCAUCAUCGAGCCCCAGGGGGGUGGCGACGAGGAUGGCUAUGCCAGAGGAGCAUGGGACUGGAGCAUGCUUUGGAAACGCGUGCCUCUGAAUAGCAAGGAGAAGCAGAAGAGACUAACUAGAACUGAGCCCUAUCGGUCUCCUGCGAUGGCUGGAGGACUCUUCGCAAUAGAGAGAGAUUUCUUCUUCGAGCUGGGCCUCUAUGAUCCAGGCCUUCAGAUCUGGGGAGGAGAAAACUUUGAGAUCUCCUACAAGCUAUGGCAGUGUGGUGGGCAGCUUCUGUUCGUGCCAUGUUCUCGGGUGGGACACAUCUACCGUCUGCAGGGCUGGCAGGGAAACCCACCUCCUGCUCAUGUAGGCUCGUCCCCCACGCUUAAGAACUAUGUGCGGGUGGUGGAGGUGUGGUGGGAUGAGUAUAGAGACUAUUUCUACGCCAGCCGGCCUGAGACUCUGACGCUGGCCUACGGAGACAUCAGCAGCUUGAAAAAGUUCAGAGAGGAACAUCGCUGCAAGAGCUUCAAGUGGUUCAUGGAAGAGAUCGCCUAUGACAUCCCUCUACAUUACCCGCUGCCUCCAAAGAAUGUGGAGUGGGGAGAGAUUCGUGGGUUUGAGACCAGCUACUGCAUCGACAGCAUGGGCCACACCAAUGGUGGCAAUGUCGAAAUCGGGCCUUGUCAUAGAAUGGGUGGGAAUCAGCUCUUUAGAAUUAAUGAGGCAAACCAGCUCAUGCAGUACGACCAGUGCCUGACAAAGGGAGGAGACGGAUCUGCUGUCAUCAUAACACACUGCAACUUAAACGAGCACACAGAGUGGAGAUACUUUAAGGAUCUACAUCGAUUCACACAUAUACCCACAGGGAAAUGCUUGGAUCGCUCUGAUGUCUUGCACAAAGUUUAUAUAACUGACUGUGACAACAGUAAGAGCUCACAGAAGUGGGAGAUGAACAACAUUGUGGCAGUUUGAGAGUCAUGCUCAAAUGUGCUUUAAGGAUAAACACUUGACUACAGCAACAGGUUUUACCAGUAUACAUGUGACUAAGUUUAGUCAUCACCCGAACAACUCUGAACUCUGAUCAUACACCCCAACUCCAUUGAAGACAAUGUUUACAUCGACUUAUCCCCAGUGUCCAUCGCAUGGGUUUUUCUUUGAAAUCCGAGGAUCGAAGGGAUCUACCCAACAGAAUGAUUUUCACAGAAUGUGCAGUGUGUGCUGCGAUAAAUGCCACUUUUGUUGCUGUUCCAUUAUAAAAUACAGGUUGUCCGCCAAAUACUGGGAUGCAUAUAUUUUUUUAACACUGGACCUGUUUGAGAUGACAACCUGCCACUUGAACUAUUUUCGUCUUUGGCACAAUGGCACGUUUUAUUUUUUGCAUAUACUCUGGGUAAAGAAUGGUAGUGGAGAGAAAAGGGAAAUGGGGUCAACUAUGAAGAAAAUAUAAAUGUAUUUUUGUCUACGGCAUAAAUGUUUGCUUGGUUGGGGAAUUAUUUUACUUGUAUGUGAAAAUCAACAAUUGAUCAUAAUACUAUAAUGGGCAAAAAUCAUCUUGAGCAAGUGGCGCAAAUUUGUGUUUCAAGGGCAAGAAUGAUUGCAAUGUGUACAUUUUUGUUUGUACAAUGUAAAUAUGAUUAUUUCUAAAUUAACGUUUUGAGAUAUGGUGGGAUUCCCAAUGAAGGUGUAAAUAGCUAACUUAUAAUGGCUGUUUUCUCAAGAAAAUAAAUGGAACAUUUUUACCAGUCUGCUGUAUUAAAGUGCUGUUUUUAGCAGGUUAAAUUAUUUCAACUAUUUAGAGGAUUAAGUUAGAACUUUCCACAAAUAGGUUACCCCUCAGUAUCCCGUUUAUUUAUUUAUUGGAGGAAUAUAUCACAUCUUUCUGUACCAAAAUUAGGUUAGAUAAAAUAUAUAAUACUUAAUUGUUUAAUGCAGAUGCCAUGCUGUUGUUUCUUGAUUAGUUGUUCUUAAUUUUAUCCAAAAGUUGCAAAGCUAAAAUUUUAAGCUAAACAGGUUAGUUGGUCAACUUUUUGUUCUCUAAUGUCAUGAAAUAAAGAACCACCUCAAUUUAUUGAUGGAAAAAAUAGACUCUAUUCUCGUAAAGUGCCUUCUUAAGCAGAAAUGAUCCCAAGCAUCUGAAGAAUCACAAGACUGUUUGUGUGCUGGUUAGGUUGUUUAAGGCAGAUUAAGCUGAAGUACCAGCUGUGCAGCAGUCUUUUGAAUACAGGUGAGAUGACAUAUGAUAUACAGUACAUCUUAUUGUGACUGCAUAGAACAAUAUACCCAACCUAUAUAUAUAUAUAUAUAUAGGACCACAUAUCACAUGACAAAGCUUAGAGGAAAUCUCAGCCCGAACCGAAAUCACGUAUUCUCAACUCUGGUUACAGAUGAGGUUGCACGUGUAUUUAUGCCACUUAUUUUUCAGAUAAUGUCAUCACAGGAAAGAUAAGUAUUUCCUUCUCGGAGUCAACAACAUGACAAAAAAAUAAAUAAAUAAAAAGUAAAAAAAAAUAAAAUAAACAAGUUUAAGAUGACGUUACACCCCAUCACAAGACACUGAGUGUAACUGAAAAAAAAAAAAAAGCCACAAAACUCUUGAUAUAAAAAAAAAAAGUUAAACUGCUAAAGCAGAACCAUGUAAACUAAAAAGUUAUUUUAAACUAAAUUUCAUAUGGUUUACCUAGCCCAUUAAAAGUUUAAUUUAUGCAUUUAGCAGACACUUUUUAAUCCAUUAAUAAAUAAAUAUUACAAUAAUCUCAGUUACUCAAUCAGCACUAGAUGAAAUUCUGCAAAAUUCUUUAAUAAGUCAAAAUUGCACACAGUCAAAAGGGGAAUUGGUCAUAAUAUACAAAAUUUAAGAAAAAAAAAAAAAAAAAAAAAAAAAAAUCUACACAUCCUUGAAGCUCAUUUUAAAAA
Molecule: messenger RNA, 3903 nt
Organism: Carassius auratus (goldfish)
Lineage: Eukaryota; Metazoa; Chordata; Actinopteri; Cypriniformes; Cyprinidae
Product: N-acetylgalactosaminyltransferase 7-like
Exons: 12
Coding region: 1-1962 (653 amino acids)
Biological process (GO): protein O-linked glycosylation
Cellular component (GO): Golgi apparatus
Molecular function (GO): polypeptide N-acetylgalactosaminyltransferase activity
Source: RefSeq, a predicted model, not a curated record